AAUUGACCCUACCAACAAAAACUCACGGGCAUAUUACUGCACCAAAACAUUAAAGGAUUAUCUACAACUUAUAAAGUGUAAAUUGCCUCUGAUUCUCUUCAUCAUGGACUACUAAAUGCUUCUGUAUUUCUAACUUUGCUGGGAUGUUCUCUACUUAGAACCUUCUAUACUACUACAUCCCCCUCCCAAUGUCUCCUCCCAUGGAUAUAAUGGCUUUCACUCUACUCUUUGCGGUUUUCUUCGGUCAUUCUCUCGGUUUUCUGGCUCAAUCUACGCCGACCAUCAGCUCUCGCAUUACUGUGGUAGGUGCUGUUUACUGUGAUACGUGUCUCAACGACGGUUUUUCAAGACACAGCUACUUCAUUCCAGGUGCUGAUGUACACAUACAAUGCAAAUUCAAUGCAAUAUCCCCCAAAACGGCGGAGAUGAUAUCCUUCAAAGUUAACAGAACAACAGAUAUAUAUGGAGUAUACAAGCUAGAAAUACCUUCUGUAGAUGGGAUAGAUUGUGUGGACGGUCCUCCGAUCCAAUCCUUCUGUCAGGCAAGUUUGCUGGGAAGCUCUUCAGAAGUCUGCAAUAUUCCAGCCCUGAAAGCAACAACAACUGAAGUUUCAGUCAAAUCCAGAAAAGAUAAUCUUUGCGUUUACAGCUUCACUCCCCUGAGUUUCAGACCGAGAAAAAGGGAUGAUACCUUGUGCAGGAAAAAAGCACAUGAAAAAGAAUCAUCAAAUUCUGUUAAAUCCUCCAAGUCCUUGCUUCCGCAUGGUACAAAUCAACAAAUUUCUUCUGUAUUUGAUAUACGCGAUCCAAGAACUUGGACCUCCGUAAUUCCUCUAUUCAAUGCACCAAACCUUCGAAAACAGAAUCCAUAAAGCAGGAUUUUCUGUUUUCUCGGUAUUAAAAAUUAUUGCAAUAUAUUGUUUCCUUGUUAAACAGAUUGAGACUCAAAAUAUGAGUCUAAGAUGUACAGCAGGAAUCUAUGUAUAAAUACUGUAAUUUAUUUGUGUUAAAUCACUACAGCCAAUAUAGCAUAAGCAUUCUUUUAAUCAGAUAUUCACCGAUUCACAA
Molecule: messenger RNA, 1068 nt
Organism: Spinacia oleracea (spinach)
Lineage: Eukaryota; Viridiplantae; Streptophyta; Magnoliopsida; Caryophyllales; Amaranthaceae
Product: olee1-like protein
Exons: 2
Coding region: 189-872 (227 amino acids)
Source: RefSeq, a predicted model, not a curated record